GCACGUUUUCAAAUGUAAUCGAAUGCUGUUAUUUCGAUUAAUGCACAACGGACUUUAGACUUUCGAUAGAACACGAUUUGAGGUUAUCGAUAAGCGACCAUGUAUCGACAUCAAUUUGGAAACUCAGCAAGUGCAAGUGAAACUAUUUGCGAACAAUAACAAAUUGUGGUAAACAAUGCGUCGCUUUUUUGUGCAUAAACAUAAAUUAGGUUAAUGGCGAGACAAACGGGAAUCUCACAGACGUUGUCGUUGACCCAAUUUACUUGUCGAGCGAUAGGCAAAUUGGGAGCAAAAUUAAUCGCAUUAAUUUGCAAGAACUUUUCACUUAGUUUUGGCGACAACAACAGCGCAGUCGACGUCGACGUCAGCGUCGUCGUCAUCGUCGGCAGCGACAGCGACAGCGGCGAUGUGACAACGAGAGCAGAGCGUUAGCGAUAUGAAUUUCAUGGAAUUUGCAAUGUUGUGUUUAUCAAAAACUGCAUCCCACAACCAAAAUCCCACUCGACACUAGUCUUUUCGUUUUUGGACCACAUCGAGCACGUGCAGCAGAGCGAGCGAAAGUGGCAAUGCACCAUUUGAACCUAGGUGUUUAACCCUGGACGAGUGGAAAAGCGAGGAAAACGUCGUUUCUCUCUCUCUCUCUCCUUGGUGAUGUUUGCCAAUGCGAUGCCGAAUUUCAUUUAACGUGAAUCGCACUCAGCGCAAUGAGAAUGAGCGCAGAAGCACAUGGCUUAAGAACAGCAACAAAAGUUAUUUUAAACCAAUGUUUGACCUUGCCCAUCAUACCCAUCAUCACUAUGGCUCACGGGUAUUACAAGUAAAGUCGUCUCUAGUUCAACUUGGGGUAUAAAACGUGUGGGCCGCUGCUGUGUCAAUUCAAACGUUUAACGAGUGCAGAACACAACAGCGACAGCACGCGACAAUCGAUAAUCGCCCAGUACACCAACAAAACAAAAACAAAAUAACUGUGAAAAUGCAUGCCUGCAAAUUGCUGUUGACUUUGCUGCUUGCGCUGCACUGCUUGCAAGGCCUCUUGGCCGCCUGUGUGUGUUCGGAGAAGGGCACGGAUUACUGCCAGAGCUGUCAGGGUCCGACAAUAGUGCGUCCCAAGCCGCGUUACUAUGAGCCCAGCGAUGUGAACUUAUCGCCAAUUGGCGAUAAUUGCUGGUGCAGCAAGCAACUGAUCGAGCCCGCUCAGUUGCCCAAGACGUGUGGCAAAAAGACGCCAUGCAAACCCACCUGCGGCUGCCAGCAGAGCGACAGCGGCGAUAGUAGCUACACUAGCUGCAGCAGCAGCAGCUCCAGCUCCAGUUAUGAUAACAUUGCGUACGCUGCGGAAAAGUCACAGGACAACAGUCCAGCUGCGGAUCCCAUUAGUGUCGGAUUAGCUGCCCAGGCGGGCAAGGCGAUCAAUGUUCCUGAGGCAAAGUUAGCCUAUGGCUUUGCCCAGAAACCGGUGGAUGGACAGCAGAAGGUCUUCUUCUCUAAUGUGCCCGAGGAGAAUCUGUUCAAGCUGAAGAGCGAAGUGAUUACGCUUAAGAAGCGCACCUAUGCCGCCAAGGAAGAGGAGGAGGAAUACGUUGAGGAGGAGGAACAGGACAGCACCGGCGAUGAUGAUGACGUGCCACAGCUGACAUACAAACAGUUGGGCUACAUUACCGAACAGUACAAGAAUCCCAAGUUCAAGAAGAUCACCUCCAGCAAAUCAUCAUACUCCAGCAGCAGCGACAGCGAUAGCUAUGGCAAAGUGGGCGGCAAAGUGUCCGUCGACUGUGGCUUCAAGCCCGGACGCGUCACCUCGUAUCGCAGUGCACGACGCCAGGAGCUGAUGAGCGACAGCUAUUAGGAUUAGCUUUACGCACACACACUUCUCUCUCCCACUGUACAUAAUUGUAAAUGAGUUUAGUUCGUUGAUUAGUUGGAUGGAUGUAUUAGAAUAAUUGCUUAGCAAAUUCAAUUGUAGACACUUUUGCACCCAACAUUUUAUUAUAGGAAAAUACAAAUUCACGGCAUAAUCCGUUAAAGAU
Drosophila nasuta is the source of this 2027-nucleotide messenger RNA. It is a transcript of the gene Cp7Fa, whose product is annotated as Chorion protein a at 7F. The coding region runs from base 974 to 1846 and encodes 290 amino acids. Lineage: Eukaryota; Metazoa; Arthropoda; Insecta; Diptera; Drosophilidae. The record is from RefSeq and is a predicted model, not a curated record. The transcript has 5 exons.